This is a messenger RNA of Nipponia nippon (crested ibis), 1163 nucleotides long. The record is from RefSeq and is a predicted model, not a curated record. NCBI's taxonomy places the organism in Eukaryota, Metazoa, Chordata, Aves, Pelecaniformes, Threskiornithidae.
UCCCUCGGGGGGACGGGGACACCGCGGCGCCCGCAGGCCCUGCGUCAGCACCGCCGCGAGCUUCAAAACCCGGCGCCGUGGCGGCCGGGGAGGAAGUGGGAGCCGAGCCCGGCACCAUGUCGGAGCUCGAGCAGCUGCAGCAACGUGACAUCCCGGCGGGCCGGCAGGUCCUGCGCGACCACCACUGCAACCUCCUCAGGGUCGCCGAUUACUGCGAGAGCAACUACUUGCAGGCAAGCGACAAGCGGAAGGCACUGGAGGAGACGAUGGCGCUGAGCACGCAGUCCCUGGCCAGCGUGACGUACCAGGUCAGCAGCCUGGCCACCGCCUUCCUCCGGCUGCUGGACCUGCAGGCGGCCGAGCUGCGGAAGAUGGAGGCCGAUGUCAGCUGCGUGGCCCAGGUGGGACCGUCCUGCGGCCGGCGCGUGUCUCGCCGGGAGAGCGGCUUGUUGACCGUCAGCAAGAGGUUCCCGUCCUACCAGAAGAUCAUGCCCCCCCCCAGCCCCCCCUGCCUGGAGCCCUACUACAGGAAACCCCUCAACUUCAGCAUCCUGGACGACAUCGGCCACGGCAUAAAGGACCACAGCACCCAGCUGUCCCGCACGGGCACCCUGGCUCGGAAGGGGAUCAAGUCGGCGGCGCAGGCUGCAGGCACCCUGGGGAGAAGCACCCGUGUCCCCGAGCCCAUCCAGCCGCCCGUGGUUCCCGAGGGCAAGCUCUCCACGGCCUCCUCCACCUCCUCACUCGUAUCCGUCAGGGCCGGGCCAUCCCCAGCGCCUGCAGCUGACGUCCCACCGCCCCCGCCUCUGCCCGGGGACCUGCCCCCGCCACCGCCGGGGGACCUGGCCGUGCCCCCGCUGGACCUCCUGCCCCCAGCCCCCGAUGACCUCGAGCCGCCGCCACCACCAGCUUUGCUCGACUUUGAGGAUUUGGCCCCACUGCCGCUGCCACCGCCCGCCGCAGAGGACCCCCCCUGGGUCCCGGAGAGCUACCUGGAGAAAGUGGUGGCCCUCUACCCCUACACGCGGCAGAAGGACAACGAGCUCUCCUUCCAGCCCGGCGCCCUCCUCUUCGUCACGCGGCGGUACUCAGACGGCUGGUGCGAGGGCGUCAUGGGCGAGGAGGCGGGUUUCUUCCCCGGCAAUUACGUGGAGCCCUUCUGA